AUGGAAUAUUUUUAUUUAUAGAGAACAGGAAAGUUCAAAUAAAUGAUAGAAUAGUAAAAAUCUGAAAUGUAAAAAACAUAAAAAUUAUCUCAGUAAAAGUUUGAUAUAUUGGAACACUUAAAAGCAUUUAAAAGCAAUGAUUAAAGAGAAUAGUAUUAAAUAACUUCUAUAUAUAAGAUAGGUCAAAUAGAUAAAGAUUAAGUAAUUAGAUUUGCCAAAGUUAAUGAAAAGAAUAUAUUCAGAAAAAAAAGUCAAAUUUAACAGUGAAUUAUAAGGAAAACAAAAUGAAAAUUCUGAAGUUAGUAUUACUAAAUCUAAGAUAAAUCCAACAAGGCUUAAGACAAAUGGUGAAAUUCCAAUCAUAAAGCCUAAAUUAGCUAAAAUAGCAUCAACAGAUAGGGUUUAAACAGAAUAUAAAGAAAGAAAAGAUUAUCUGAAUUAUACUUUCGGAACUUAAUUCAGACUUCGAACAACAAAUAAAUCUCAAACUAAUUGUAAAAGUAUGGUGGAGUAAAAGAGAUCUACCUCUCAGACAAGUAGAGUUAUGACUACAUCAUAAUAAAGAGUUAUUAACAAAAUUUUUUAAUGA
Paramecium sonneborni is the source of this 589-nucleotide messenger RNA. Lineage: Eukaryota; Ciliophora; Oligohymenophorea; Peniculida; Parameciidae. The record is from the annotation of a GenBank genome assembly.